Messenger RNA from Panonychus citri (citrus red mite), 2015 nucleotides. It is a transcript of the gene capt, whose product is annotated as adenylyl cyclase-associated protein 1-like. NCBI's taxonomy places the organism in Eukaryota, Metazoa, Arthropoda, Arachnida, Trombidiformes, Tetranychidae. Gene Ontology annotation, cellular component: cytoplasm. Gene Ontology annotation, molecular function: actin binding; adenylate cyclase binding. Gene Ontology annotation, biological process: cytoskeleton organization; regulation of adenylate cyclase activity; cell morphogenesis. The coding region runs from base 155 to 1453 and encodes 432 amino acids. The record is from RefSeq and is a predicted model, not a curated record. The transcript has 4 exons.
GUUUAUGUUGAAUGUUCAUUGAGAAUCAGUUGCUUGGUGUGAUUGUAACAUUUUUUAAUUGUCUUUAAGAAAUUGAUCUAUUUUUUAUUCUAUUUUAUCAAUUUUAUCAAUUGCUCAAUUCUAAAUUAGUGUCAAGUGUGUGUAUUGUCCCAAGAUGGAUUUUGAAGAGAAACCAUUUCUUCGAGAAUGUAAAGACAUCAUUGAAGGUUCAUUCGGUGCUUAUCUUAAUCUGAGUCAACAAAUCGGUGAUUUAGUUAAUCAACAUGCUCAAAUGGUACGUGAAGCUGUUUCCAAGCUUUAUUCUUUACUUAUUUUAACUGGUAACCACAGUAAACCAGACACAGGAAUAUUUAUGCAGCUACUUAAGCCCUUAUCAGAAAGUAUAAUGGCCAUUCAAGAAUUUCGUGAAAAAAAUCGAGCCUCUUCUUGGUUUAACCAUUUGUCCGCCAUCUCUGAAUCUAUUGGUGCUCUUGGUUGGGUAACAGUUUCUCCCACUCCUGCUCCCUUUGUGAAAGAAAUGACCGAUGCUGCUACAUUUUAUACUAAUAAAGUUCUAGUGGCUUAUAAAGAGAAGGACAAGACACACAUUGAUUGGGCCAAAGCUUGGCUUCAAUUUCUCAAUGAUCUUCAAAAGUAUAUUCGAGUUCAUCAUACCACUGGUCUUACUUGGAAUUCACGAGGAACCCCUGCCACUGCAUCAGCUGGUGCUCCUUCUGCAGGUGGACCUCCUCCACCUCCACCACCACCACCAGCUGAUCUUUUUGCCGACCCCAUGAAAUCAGGACCCGGUGGUGAUGAUACUCGAAGUGCUUUGCUUAAAGAGCUUAACAGAGGAACUGAAAUUACCAAAGGUCUCAAGAAAAUCACCGCUGAUCAACAAACUCACAAGAAUCCGGCUUUAAGAUCUUCAGGUCCAGCACCUUACAAAGCACCUUCAUCAACUUCGCAACCAGUUGUUAAAUCAGUUGCCCCACCAAAACCUCCUCGUUUCGAGUUGGAAGGUAAAAAAUGGAUGAUUGAAUAUCAAUCAGGUAAACGAGAUCUUACCGUUAGUGAUACCGACAUGAGUCAAUCUGUCAACAUCUACAAAUGUAAAGAUUGUCUGGUUGUGAUUAAAGGAAAGGUAAAUUCAAUCACCGUCGAUUCUUGUACCAAACUUUCAUUGGUAUUUGAUGACAUCGUUUCCGUCGUAGAGUUUGUCAACUGUCAAAAUAUUCAAGCUCAGAGUAUGGGCGCUGUACCAACUGUCAACAUUGAGAAGACCGAUGUAGUCGAGGUCUACUUGAACGCUAAAUCACUUACCGCUGAAAUCGUCACCGCCAAAUCAUCAUCAGUCAAUGUUUCAGUCCCUUCUGCCAAUGGUGAUUUCGUUGAACAUCCUAUUCCGGAACAAUUCAAAUCAAUUUUCAACGGAUCAGUCUUCAAAACGGAACCUGCUGAUAAAGCAGCCUAAUCUUUUCUCUCUGUCUACAUUUAUCCCUCUGUCUUUUUUUUCCAUUUGUAUCUCAUUAUCUGCUACCUUUUCUCUAUCUAAUUUUACCUAAUAAUCUAUGUGAACACAACCCUAAUAGGCGAAAACCAUUGAAUCAAUAUCAGAAUGAUAUCAACUUGAGAAGCGAGAGUUUAUCAGCUGAAACAAAUCAACGACGAGAGCAAUACAUGGGAAAACAGGAGAGGUGUAAAAGACAAUCAAAUUUAAUCAGUGGAAAACAACUUUAAAUGAUCUUAUCGACGAGAUUUUUAAAUGAUCAUCAGAAAAGGAGCAAAGAGACAAAAAAAACAACCGAAAAUCAAUAAAAGGCAAAACAAGAACCCAAAAGUAACAAGUUUCCAGAUAAUAAAUACGUUUAAUUUCAUCUCUAAGGUGAUAAAAAGUGUAAAUUGUUCAUAUCUUAAUGGUAGUGAUGAUGAUGAUGAAAACCUGAGGAUCAUCCGGUAAACAAAGUGCAGGGUGAAAAAUAGAUGAUGAUGAUGAAUGAAAGGAAGAAGCUAAUUAAAGCAACUUGAAAAAAUGA